Molecule: messenger RNA, 1271 nt
Organism: Quercus lobata
Lineage: Eukaryota; Viridiplantae; Streptophyta; Magnoliopsida; Fagales; Fagaceae
Product: carbohydrate esterase, putative (DUF303)
Exons: 2
Coding region: 164-952 (262 amino acids)
Source: RefSeq, a predicted model, not a curated record
GACUCAUGGCUCAUGACAUGCCCAUGUUCAUGUGCCCCUUUUUAUGAACUAAAAAGGCUACCGACCUUGUAUUCAUUCCUUUUUUAGUUUUAACGUUGCUUGAAGUUGAAGCUCUUUGAAACAAAACUCAACUGCCAGUCUGCUACACCCAAAUUGUGAAUCCAUGGAAAUGGAAACUCCAAUUCCCAGUUCAAAACAAAACCCAGAAAUGGAAUCAUCACAAACCAAACAGAUCUUCAUCCUGUCAGGUCAGAGCAACAUGGCCGGCCGCGGCGGCGUAACCAAACACCACAAAUGGGACGGCGUCGUUCCACAAGAGUGCCAACCCAACCCCACCGCAAUCCUCCGAUUCAGCGCCAAGCGCCACUGGGAGGCGGCGCGUGAGCCGCUCCACUCCGACAUCGACACCAAGAAGGUCUGCGGGGUGGGGCCCGGGAUGUCGUUCGCCAACGCUGUGAGGGAGCGCGUGGGGGUCGUGGGGCUGGUCCCUUGCGCUGUGGGUGGGACCGCCAUAAAGGAGUGGGCGCGUGGGAAGCACUUGUACGAGAGCAUGGUGAUGAGAGCGAAAGAGAGCGUGAAAGGUGGUGGAGAAAUCAUGGGUUUGCUUUGGUACCAAGGAGAGAGUGACACGUCGCAUCAGCAUGAUGCUGAGGCGUAUCAGGGGAACAUGGAGAAGCUCAUCAGCAAUGUACGUGAGGAUCUUGGUUUGCCUUCUCUUCCAAUUAUCCAGGUUGCAAUUGCAUCAGGGGAUGGAAAGUACAUGGAGAAAGUUAGGGAAGCACAGUUCAAAAUCAGUCUCCCAAAUGUUGUAUGCAUUGAUGCCAAGGGUCUUCCACUCAAGGAAGAUAAUCUUCAUCUUACCACAGAGGCCCAGGUUAAGUUGGGCCACAUGCUGGCUGAUGCAUAUCUCACCAAUUUUGCUCCACCACAAAUUCUUCCUCCUCAUCCUUGACUUCAAACAAUUGGGAAUCCAUCGUCUCCUCUCCUUUCAGGUUUUGCAAGUGGUUUGCCCUUUGAUGAGCUUUUAAGUGUCAUGACCAUCGGCUUGUUUUGUUUGCAUAAUCUGCUUCUCUAAAAAUUUCACAAUAUUGUUCACAACAAUUGAGAGGUAAAUUGUGAUUGGCAUACAAUAGAAGUGAUGUUGUAUUGAUCCAAAUCUACCAUUUUAACAAAUUGUGAAGUUUAUUGUGUUUGUAUCAUUAUGGUACUUAUUCUCAAAAAAAGUUAUCAUUAUUGUACUAAAUAUGUCGAAUUUUGGAUUUUUUGAGCUU